Closterium sp. NIES-65 is the source of this 1509-nucleotide messenger RNA. Lineage: Eukaryota; Viridiplantae; Streptophyta; Zygnematophyceae; Desmidiales; Closteriaceae. The record is from the annotation of a GenBank genome assembly.
AUGGGUUUCGAGGCAAUUUCAGGGAGGGGAGAAGAGGCAAGGGCAAGAUACAUUGGCCUGGUGGGUUUGAUGGUGGAAAGUGCAUUCAGCUACCUCUUCUCCCCAGCAAACAUGGCUGCUACCCCUACAGCAACUAGUUUUCGUUCUUCACCCUCAGAGGCUCCUGGUAGUUCCGCUGGAGGGGCCUCUUCCGUUACGGCUUUGGUCUCCAUGGACAGCAAGCACGUUGUGUACCGCCACUACAAAUGUACGGCUGGCGUUGGCGAGAACGGCACCAAGGUGUGUGCCUGCUGCAACUUCAAGUUCGUAGGCGGAGUUUACCGCUGCGCGCAGCAUAUCACCAGCUGGAACGGCAUGCGCCAUCGCGAAGUGCAUCUCUGCACUGCAGCGCCGAAGAUAGCACAUGACGCUGUGAAGGCGCAUUACGAGUCCAAGUUGAAGGCCCGUGAAGCGAAGCGUGCGGCUGAAAUUGCGGCGGUCGACACAGUCAACGACGGUUCAGACAAGAAGAAGAGUCGAAUGACCGACUUCUAUGGCGAUGACGCCGCGUGCGCGAACCAGGCCGCAGACGAGGCCAGAAGCCUCUUCUUCGCCGCUCUUCAUGUGCCGGAGCAUCACGCGGACCACUCACUGUGGCGGAAUGUAGUCUCCAGCAUCAAGCGCGCGGGGCUGAAUUACAUCGCGCCGAAGAGACGCUACAUCGGUGGAGCCGGUCUUGCAAAGUGUCGCCAGCGCAUUGAGGCGGCUCUCGCUCCAAACUCAGCAAGCUGGCGCCGUGACGGUGUCACCGUGGCAAGCGACAUGUUCUUUGACAAGACCGGCCGCCUGCAAGCCAAUGUCCUCCUCAUCAACGAUAGCGGAGCGGUGUUCGUGAAGUCGAUUGACACCAAGAUGGAGAUGAAGAUCGGCGGCUACAUCGCGAGCAUCUUACGCCCCGUCAUCGAAAAGGUUGGCCCUGAGAAUGUUGUGGCCUUGUGUUUUGACGGCAGGUCCAAUUACGCGGCGGCCUGCAGGGAGUUGAUGACGGAGUAUCACCACAUCGAACACAUCCCGUGCGCGACCCAUGUCCUGGAUCUCCUGAUGGAGGACAUCGGGAAAAUGGGAUGGGCGAAGGACGUCGUCACGCGCGGGGACACCCUCAUCUCGUUCGUCCGCAACCAUCACUUUACCCUCGGAUACAUGCGGAGCAAGCUAGUGAACGGCGGCAAGGGGAGGCAGGUUCUCAAGCCCGCGGGAACCCGAUUCGGCACCAACUACAUCGCCAUCAACCGCCUCUGUGAAGUGCGCGCCGGCCUGAUGCAGAUGGUCCUCAGCGAUGAGUCGCGCAACUGGCCAACGACACCAAAGAGGGUAGGGGCAGAUACCUUCAAAGUCAACAUCCUUGAUGACACGUGGUGGACGCGCGCCGAGUUCUUUGCGAAGCUGAUGAAGCUGCCGUUCGUCGUCAUGCGCAAGACGGACUCGGAUGCGAAGGGUAUGAUGGGUCAUCUCUACGACCUCAUGCUCUAG